GGGGGGCUUACCUGAGAAAAAAUGAUCUGAAUGAAGAUAACAAGGAAGAGCAAACUGCUGUCAGCAGAUUUUUCCCAGAAUAUUAACAGAAAUUCUUGGUAUUAAAGACAUGAUUAUUUUCUCAUCACCUUCUUCCCUUCAAUCCAAACCAUUGUUCUCUUAUAAUGUGGCAUCAUAUUGCCCUACACUCAAGUACUCCUUUUUCUCGAGAAAGCAAAUAUCUUGCUGCCAUUCAAGCAGACCAAGCUGUAGUUUAGAACAAAAUAGUGAACAGAAUGACAGUAAAGUGCUGCAGGAAGAGAAAACGCUUAGAAGGAUGAUGCUCGUUAUGUUUGUGACGUCUAGUUCUUUUCCAACUUUACAUUCUUAUGGGAAAACAAAGACUAAGAAUCCUUAUGAUGAAAGACGCUUGCUAGAGCAGAACAAGCGGAUACAAAGAGAAAACAACGCUCCUGAUGACUUUCCAAGUUUUAUCAGAGAAGGUUUUGAUGUUAAGGUGGUGGCAUCUGACAAUUAUAUAAAGCGUGAUUCUGGACUCAUAUACCGAGAUUUUGAAGUCGGUCAAGGUGAUUGCCCGAAAGAUGGCCAGCAGGUCAUUUUCCAAUACAUUGGCUAUAAUGAGUCAGGUCGCCGUAUUGACAGCACAUACAUACAGGGGGCUCCUGCCAAAAUUAGGAUGGGCACUAAGGCACUGGUGCCAGGAUUCGAGGAAGGUAUACGUGACAUGAAACCUGGGGGUAAAAGAAGAAUAAUCAUUCCUCCAGAACUUGGACCACCGGUUGGACCUUCAACUUUCUUCAGUGCCAAACAGUUUGAGGUUUUUGACGUGGAGUUGCUAAACAUCAAAGAUUGUCAGAGAAGAACCAUAGGAUUCUAUUCCGAUGUAGUCUGUGAUUAAGUAGGGAGGUAAAUUCAAGAUGAAGUUGCAAGUUGACAUGGAUACGAUUUGUGUUUCAAAUCAGUCCUUGGGUUCAAAAGUAUACUUUUCAUUUUGACAUUUCUCAGUUUGCUCCAGGUUCUCUGGGGGUAACUAAAAGAUUGUCGAGUUCAAGAAAUCAGAAGGAAUUAGGAUUAAAUUGUGUGAGAUAGUGAUGCUACUGAUGUAUUAACCUCUCUGUGGAGUAUAAAUGUUGAGCAUUUUUAGUUAUUGUUUCCUGCGUCAAAAAAGUUAAUGUUUCUGAUGAGCCACACAAGCCAUUUUUGGCAUAAAUUUUGUACUGGUGCAAAAAAUCGACAUCACCAUUCAACAACAAUGUAGAGUAACUCAUUUGAUAUGCUUUUGUUUUUGACAUGGAAUUGCUGAAUGUUCAAAAGAAUGCAAGUCAGAGGAGAAGCAUUGGAUUUCACUCAGGUGUUGUCUGCAAUUUUUUUGGAAGGUCACCGUAUGUUUAAAUUAAAAAUUGGAUACAAGUUCGAAGUUCUGCAUUCCAAGCCACAUAAAUGAUUUUUUUUUUUUUUUUU
Molecule: messenger RNA, 1461 nt
Organism: Chenopodium quinoa (quinoa)
Lineage: Eukaryota; Viridiplantae; Streptophyta; Magnoliopsida; Caryophyllales; Amaranthaceae
Product: peptidyl-prolyl cis-trans isomerase FKBP20-2, chloroplastic-like
Exons: 7
Coding region: 110-898 (262 amino acids)
Molecular function (GO): peptidyl-prolyl cis-trans isomerase activity
Source: RefSeq, a predicted model, not a curated record